Leptosia nina is the source of this 474-nucleotide messenger RNA. The record is from the annotation of a GenBank genome assembly. Lineage: Eukaryota; Metazoa; Arthropoda; Insecta; Lepidoptera; Pieridae.
AUGCCGGGUCUUAUUGGCGUUGGUGAGUUUAUUGAGGAAACUCGAGAGGAUUACAAUUCACCGACCACCUCCACCUUUGUUUCUCGAAUACCACAAUGCCGACAAACGAUCAGCGCAUUGGAAGAGACGCUGGAUUUCGACCGCGAUGGCCUGACGAAGCUCAAAAAAGCUAUAAAAGCUAUACAUAAUUCUGGAAAUGCUCACGUGGACAAUGAGAUGUACUUGUCUCGAGCGCUGGAGAGGCUCGGUGGAAACGCACUCAGCAAAGAUUCCGAGCCUGAUAUUGGCGCGGCUUUUUUUAAGUUCGCCGUUGUCACCAAAGAGCUGUCUGCCCUCAUGAAGACGUUGGCAAUCAUCACCACUGUAGUGGGGAUAGUCAGUAAAGCUCGUCGACCCACAUUGGGUCACGGUGGUGGGGCUAUGCUGUUAAAUCUUCUCGCUAUUAGACUUCUGCGAAUGUCCAAUUUUUUAUAG